AUAACAGAGAGCUCCAAUCGCCACCUGUUUGUAACGGAGCAGCCGCCAUGGUCGCCGAAGAUUCCAGUCCCGAGCAAAACCGAAGAUUCCCGAGGGUAGCCGAACCUGACUCUCGGGAGUCCACUCCCGAACACUCCCCGAAGGCAGCCGGAGACCAUGAAAACGAGAGAUUCAACACGACGUGGAGCUCGUCCGAGAUGAGUAUCGACCUGCCGAGCUCCGAGGGGAGACCCGAGAGCGCCCUGCCGACCCUCUCCCCGCCGCUGCACAGGAAAACUCCGCCCGUCAUCACCCUAUCGGCGUCUCCUACCAGGUAUGCGGCUCUGACAAGGUCCAACCCCAACCUUCACGAGGUGGGAAAACCUGAGGACCAGAAUGUAACGAUCACGAUCACAGAGACACCCAGACUAGAGGCCCCCUUCACGGGGAUGAAGGAUCUGGAGAACCAGAACGAAGAUGUGAGUUUAGAGGACAUGUUGGACAGUCUCCUUGCGUUAGGAUCGAGAAGAAGUAGUAAAAGUGGCUCCCAGAGUCCCAACGACACCAGGCGGUUGAGCGAAGACCGGUUGGCGAAUCUUGUCGCCGAAACGUUACCUUUCGAGCGACGAGCUUCGGAUCCGGGUAAGGCGGCAACGCCAGACAACCAACAACUGGAGUCGACUUUAAUAAGCACAAAUACAACAUAUGACUUCGCGGAAGCUUUGGACGCGUUGAAUACCACGUCGUCGUCAGUUGACACGUCACUCAUGAACACCACGUCAUCGUCAAUGGAUACGACUAUGGACGCGAACACGUCAUCGCCAAAAUCACUGACGUCACCGUUCCAGACGACGUCGUCGUUUUUUGAGACGGCGUCGUCCGCUGCACCUGACACGACGAGUGGGAGUUUUUCCGCGAGCGAACUGAGAGACAUGGUGACGGAAGAACUUGUAACGGUGCGAUGUUCCUACUCCAAAUGCAAACGGGCCGCAGAGCUCAAGGAAGCCAAGCAAAGUUACAAGUCGUGUCACAACUGCUACACGUACUACUGCUCAAGAGACUGCAGAAAGAACCACUGGGAGAGGCACAAGAGAAAGUGCGUCUUCUCCCAGAUCAACAGCGCGUGCAAGCACAUCCUCCAGCACGCGCGGACCAACGAGGAGGUCCAGAAGUGUUUCUCGCGCGUGGCGAGAACUGGGUACCUCUCGCGAGGCCGCGGGGCCGUCAUGUUGAGUUUCCCCACCUUACAAGACGCGCAGGACUUCUUGAAUUCGGGACUCCCGUCCCUCCCCACCUUACCGGGCUACAAGACAUUCCGCGAACUUGAAAGUGUGCAGACGGAGCCCAAGGAUCCGCACACGGAGACGCUGAUCACCAUGGUAACCACGUAUGACCCGGAUGUGAAGAUGGUUGUUGAUGUGUCCGUCGCUGUGGAUACAACCAACGUGAAGGCCAAUCUCGUUCCCAGGAGAGAAGGGCCAAACAUUCGGCAAUGUGCCAAGAUUCGGCUGAGUGAGAGACACAUCGUGAAAAAGACGAGAGAGGAACCGGCAGACGAGAUCGAGGCUGAGACCAUGAUCCUGACGUCACCGCCUGGGUCGCCGGAGAAGAUGGCGCAGAUCAGCGACAGGAGAUCUCGCGAGAUUUGCUUCAUCAACAUCCAGCGUAACCUCCGCGCGAGAGGGGUCAUCUUACGUCACCAGUACCCGGAUGUUUACCGUAAACUCUGCGUGUACGUGGAGAAGAACGAGUCCUUCCCGCCUGUGACUAUCUAUCCCCGGGACACCAAUACCGGAAAGACUUUCAUGUGUCUCAUCAUGCCGGAUUCCGAUCCGGAAAUUCUGGAAUGGGUCCAGAAUCCGGAUUUACUCGAGGACAUCAUUGCCUAACAGCA
Branchiostoma floridae (Florida lancelet) is the source of this 1873-nucleotide messenger RNA. Its product is annotated as apical junction component 1 homolog. Gene Ontology annotation, cellular component: apical junction complex; plasma membrane. Lineage: Eukaryota; Metazoa; Chordata; Leptocardii; Amphioxiformes; Branchiostomatidae. Gene Ontology annotation, biological process: cell-cell junction organization. The record is from RefSeq and is a predicted model, not a curated record. The coding region runs from base 48 to 1868 and encodes 606 amino acids. The transcript is spliced from 4 exons.